Seriola dumerili (greater amberjack) is the source of this 3908-nucleotide messenger RNA. RefSeq lists its product as uncharacterized. Gene Ontology annotation, molecular function: telomeric repeat DNA binding. Lineage: Eukaryota; Metazoa; Chordata; Actinopteri; Carangiformes; Carangidae. The coding region runs from base 149 to 2791 and encodes 880 amino acids. The record is from RefSeq and is a predicted model, not a curated record. The transcript has 18 exons. Gene Ontology annotation, biological process: telomere capping; regulation of telomere maintenance via telomere lengthening. Gene Ontology annotation, cellular component: shelterin complex.
UGAAGACGUACCGGCUAAGCAGCCUGUGGAGGCGUCGGCUUUCUUGGAUUCCUCUGUGGACGAUGACAAUUCAGGUGAAUCUCCUCUAAUCUCGAUAUGGGGAGAAUAUACAGACUCUCAGGAAGGUUCUCUCCCAGUUGUGACGGACAUGAAGGUUCCCUGGUCGGACGAGGAGACGCUCCAUCUGCUCGACAUCUGGGGGAAGGACUCGGUGCAGCGGGCUUUGAAGGGCUGCUUAAAAAACCGUCACAUAUUCACGCAAAUCGCACAGAAGAUGGCAGAGAGGGGCUACAUGAGAACAGUGGAACAGUGCCAGACCAGGAUCAAACGGCUGAAGAAAUGCUUCCGCCAGAACAAAGGAAACUCGAGGCUUGAGAGUAAAUUUUACGAGCGACUGGAGUGCGUCCUCCGCUCCUCGGCUCCUCCGGCUGUUCCUGAGGUCACCUACGAUGUUGAGGAGGUUCUCGAUGAAGAUGACGGGGAUGAGGACUUGCAUUUUCUCGGCCACGCGAGCCGUUUGGAAAUAGGAACCAGAAGCGUUCCAUGGACAGACCCGGAGACGUUGGCCCUCAUCGACACGUGGGGUGAAGACAAGAUGCAACAGGAGCUGAGAGGGAUGCACAGAAACGGACAUAUUUUUUCCAUCAUAUCCACCAAGAUGGCCGCCCAGGGCUUCUCCCGAACACCAGAGCAGUGCCAGACGAGGCUGAAGAGGCUGAAAUCGAACUUCAGGCAAUGUUACCAAAACAACCUGAAGGGACAGGGCCAAGUUGAGUGCAAGUUUUACAAUGAACUGGGAAGAAUUUUAGUGAAGGACUUCGCCUCAGUGCCGCAGCUGGACGAGAUACCAGGAGAGCCUGAGGAAGGCGACAUUCCUGCCCUCUCCCAUCAGGAUAUCGAGUCUGUUGUGGGCAUCCAAGAAGACAGGAAGAAAGUCCCCUGGUCCGACAAAGAGACCAUCAUCCUUCUGGAGAUCUGGGGAGACGUACAGGUCCAGCAGAGCCUGAGACGCUACCCACACAACGGUCACAUUUUUACCGAAAUAUCAGAGAAGCUCAGCGCCCAUGGCUACUCCCGCAGUGCAGACCAGUGCCACACCAGGAUCAAACGGCUCAAAGCUAACUAUCGCCAGUGCCAGGAAAACAUGAGCUCAUCUGGGACUGAUAGAGUCGAUUUUAAAUUCUACGAUCUGCUGGAACAAAUCCUGGAGAAGCAGCCGUCAACAUCCGCCACUGUGGUAACCGACUCCAUUGAAAUAUCAGAAGACUCCAAUAGUGAAUCAGUGACUGAAACAGAUGGAGACAUUGAGGCCUUGUCAAGUGAAAAAGCAGCACCCAGCACAUGGUCAGAUGAGGAGACCCUGGCGCUUAUCGAUAUCUGGGGCGAAGAAGACGUUCAGAGGGCACUGAGGGGUUUUGUCCAUAACGGACACGUUUAUGCCGACAUUGCCGAGAGAAUGCACGACCUCGGCUUCUCGAAAACCUCGGAGCAGUGCCGCUGGAAGGUCAAGUCCCUGAGGAACAACUUUCGACAGUGCUACGACAGAAAGAAAUGUGGACGAAGAGUAGAUUAUAGAUUCUACAACCAACUGGAACAAAUACUGGGACAGGAAGCAGUUUCUCUGGAUGAGUACGACGAAAGAGACGAACAAGUAGACCAGGAGUCAGUAGGAGUAGAUGGCUUGAACACAGUGUGGACGGAGCACGAGACGGUCGCUCUCGUUGAGGUGUGGGCCGCAGAUGACGUGCAGCACAGCCUGAAAACCUCCGUCCGCAAUGGCCACAUAUUCGCCGACAUAUCGGAGAAAAUGGCGGCGUUGGGAUACCUGAGGACGGCGGAGCAGUGCCACUCCCGGAUCAAAAGGUUGAAGAAGACUUACAGGCGUCACUCCAACAGCAGGAGAAGUGGAGGCCGGCCCACAGUGUUUCGAUACUUCCAUCUCCUGGCUCCAGUGCUUGGUGACGACUCUUUGUUUGCUGAUGUGGACAGUGCCGCUGUGGACGCCACCUUACAAUCCUUUAUGGACAAGGAUGCUGACUUGUACGAGCAGCCCUCGACCAGCCACCUCCUGGCCGACCUGAGCAGAAAGAUGCCCUGGUCAGACCUGGAGACUCGCACCCUGCUGGAGAUCUGGGGCGAAGACAACGUCCAGCUCACCCUGAGGGGCUGCCUGAAGAACCGACACGUGUUUGAGUACAUCUCCGACAAGAUGAGCGACCGAGGAUUUAUGAGGACCUCGGAGCAGUGCUACACCCGUAUUAAGCGCCUCAAACAUGGCUUCCUCCAUGAAAAGGAGGAAUUUAAGUUCUUCAGUGAGAUGGAGGAAAUCUUCAGGAAGGAGUUGAAGGUAGACGGCUCAGUCACUGACACAUCAGUCCCAGAUGAGCCGGAUGACUGUGCACCUGAACCGAGCCAAAAGAAAGUUGCCUCAGGUAACCAGUGGGUGGCUGACAGCACAAAGCUGGCCUGGAGCGAUGGGGAGACCGAGGCGCUCCUGGACAUUUGGGGGAGUAAAGAGAUCCAGGACAACCUGAAGGGCUGCACCAAAAACAAACAUAUCUUCAUCCAGAUCUCUCAGGUCAUGGCCAGCCAAGGCUACCUGCGCACGCCUGAGCAGUGUCAGACCAGGAUAAAGAGGCUGAGGGCCAAUUUCAGACACUUCCUAGAAGGCAGAAAAGGAGAGAAGCAGGAGUGCAAGUUCUUUGACCAGUUGGUGCAGAUAUUUGGCAGCAAAUAUGUAAUGAACUCUGACCCCCUGGCUGACGAUACAGCUGAUAUUGUUGAAUCAUGAAACCGUUCAUCAUCAGGACGACACACAGCAGAAGCAGGUGGACACAAAAAGAUUCAGAGGAAAAAUAACAAGGACAUAAAUGCAGAAACAGAUAUUUACUGCUGUGGUGUGCAGUUGUUUACAGAUGACAGAAGAAAGCCUGUCCAGGCUGGAUCACUGGAAUUUACAUUUGCCUCUGUACAUACUCAAGAUACUUUCACAUUCUUCAUACAGACAAGACCUACUUGGUAUGUAAUGUAGUGUGUGUGUGUGUGUGUGUGUGCGCGCGUGCAUGCGUGCAUGCAUGCGUGCGUGUGUGUUUAUGUCCCUCAACUAGAGUGUCCGUGUGAUUAUUAACACUAGAGCCAUGCCACUAAAACCAGGAUGCUCAGGGCUUGAGGGUCAAAAAUAAAACAUCUGAUUAUGACCUGGUAAAAGUAAAAAUGCUGUGCAGAAAAUGCUGUGCUCUCCCGGGAAACAUGUUUUUUCUAAUGUUUAAUUAUUUUGUACUUGAACUUUAGUGAGUGAAUCAAAGUACAAGCAAAAAGAAAUACACGCAAGGCCUAAAACCACAGCCUACAUUUGCUUUUUGGUCUUAAAUGUUAAAUCCUCUGUCUUUGGACUUGUUUGUAAUGUUUGAGAUCUGAGUGGUGAAAGGUUAAAGUUGAAUUAUUUAUAAAUUUUGUUCUCCGUAUGUGUUGCUCUCGAGUUUUAUUUAUUUAAAUUACUGUUUACAUAUGUGUUCCAAAGUUUUACAAUUUUCUUUGACUAUGUUAUACUUUGAGCAUUAUUGAGGUACAUUUUUCCACAAAUAUGUAGAAGUUUUGUCACGUCCAUUAAAAGAAACUUGAAAUGUGCAAUCUGUCGUGAUUAUUUUUCUGUGUGAAAUAUGUUAAAAAAAAAUAAAUAAAAAACACAAUCAGAGCAUGAAAUUCAAGUGGAACUGCUGAAUAAAUCCAGUGCUUGAUAAGACCAGGGAAGCAGACAAAUAUCUCAUAUCAUACAAAUCUGCAAAAAAAAUCUCUAUUCUAUCUCUUUUUUAUAAGUUUUCUGUUGUUGUUUGUUGCCGGGAGUGGAUUGUGGUGAACUUUAGCCAUGGUUGCAUUUACAAGAAAAGGUGGUUAUAAUACACCCUCAG